AUGUCUGAUAAAGGCACUAGUUCAGGUUGUAAACGAAGUCGACCAGAAGAUUGGGGCGAGAUUGACCCUUCUCCAGUUGUCCAUGUCCGUGGUCUACCAAGACAUAGUGUGGAAUUUGAUGUCGUCAAAGCAUUUGAGCCUUAUGGGCGUAUUCGUGACGUAACGAUGAUGCCUCAGAAAAAACAAGCUUUGGUCGAAUUUGAAGAUAUAUCAUCAGCUGAAGCACUUAUAGAAAGAAAUCCUGAAAUGAAAAUUCUGAAUAGCCUGGUUCAAAUCAGUUUCAGCACAUCAAAACAUAUAGUUCAGCGGGCUGCAAAUAGAGCUCCUGCCGAUGAACAAAGUUCGCUCUCAGCAGAUAAUCAUAUCCUUCUGUUUACAAUUUACGAUACUGAUCGUCCUAUAACUGUUGAAACAAUUUAUCGAAUAACGUUUUCGUACGGUAGUGUCCUUCGAAUAGUUAUCUUCCGGAAAUCUCAGGUUCAGGCAAUGGUGGAGUUUAGAAGUAUACAAGAAGCGCGCAACGCAAAGCUCCACUUGAAUGGUGCAGAUAUUUUCCCAGGAUGCUGUACUUUAAAGGUAGACUAUGCUCGUCCUGCUCGAUUAUCUGUGCCCAGGAAUGAUCAGGAUAACUGGGACUUCGAGAAAUGUGAACGUGACCCAUCCUGUAAUUUUCAAGAUGAUCACUACCAAAACUCGCUUCUCGGUUAUAUGGAUGAGGGUUAUUAUGAUUACGAACAUCCUUAUGGGCAGUAUCCAUACGAAAAUUCGAACGAAUACGGACGCUCAUACCCCCCAGAAUGUAAUAACACACCUGUGGGACCUCAUAAUUUUCCCACACUAAAUGGUGCUCAAAAUAGGAAUAAAAGUUUCAACUCCACGCCAGUGGUUAUGCUGUACAAUAUUGAUAUGAAGAAAAUGAACUGCGAUCGCAUAUUCAAUAUUUUGUGUAUAUAUGGCAACGUCAUCCGCGUUAAAUUUCUCCGUACUAAAGAAGGUUCAGCUAUGGUUGAAAUGGGCGAUGUUGAAUCAGCUACCCGCCUUAUACGAAAUUUGUCAGGUGUUUCGUUUAUGGGUAACCAGUUAAUGGUACGAACUAGUAAGCAAGAUGUCAUUUUGGAUGUUUCUAGUCCAUUCCAGUUGCCCGAUGGUUCUCCUUCUUUUAAAGAUUACAGCAAAGAUCGUAAUAACAGGUAUACUACAGCAAUCAUGGCUAAAAAGAACCGUAUUCAUCCACCUUCACGUACACUGCACUACUGGAAUGCUCCUCCUAAAAUUUCGAAUAACGAGUUAUUAGAGUUUGUGAGAAAAUGUGAAGCCCCUGAACCUCAAUGUAUUGAACAGUUUUCAAAAGCCUCGGAUAAAUCCUCAUCUGGUUUUAUGAAAUGGACUACAGAUGCUGAAGCAUGUGAAGCUUUGGCUUUAUGUAAUCAUCAACCUAUUAAAGAUGAAGAAUGUACAUAUCCAUAUACUAUUAAGCUGGCAUUUGCGAGUCCUAAUUUAUCUGCUGAACCUAUUCAUGUUGGAAGUGACAAGAGUAAUGAGGAAAAUGGACGAAAUCAUACUGAAUAAUUUUAGUAAGUUCUAUUGUUCUGACUUGAAUUUGCACUAAUUUACUUACGUUUAACCAGUAAGUAAUACUAAAUAAACUUGAAACUCCAUAUAUAAUUGAAACAUGACAUUUAUAAUAAUAUGAUCUGAUUAGUUAAGAUUCUUCAACCCCAUUGAAAUUGUGAAUAUCUUGUACUAUAUAUCACAUUACAUUCUGUUUUACUAAGUAGUAUAAACUUGACAUAAUAUCUAGAAUUAUUAAUACUCAAUCUGUAGUCCAUUUAAUUGUUUGCUUCAUUUCUCCCACCGUCACUUUAGUUUCUUUUUAAAUCUUAUUUUCGACUCAUCUCUGCUAUGAACCAAGGAGAAGUAGUAAAAAAUAUUGUAUUAUGACCGGACAAUUAGUCGAAAUGAAUAUUAGUAACUGGAAUUAAAUUAGUUUGACCAUAAACCGAGUCCCAACUCUCAACCAAAUAGAUUUCGAAAAACCAACUGACUAGGUACACAAAAUAUUCAAUUGAAAUAGCAUAACAAUAGGUUAGUUAUCAAAUACAGGAGGAAAUAACCAACAAUAUAAAAGUGAAGCACAUAUAGCACUAUUAACAAUCCUUCACUUCUAUCUACAAAACAAUAAUUUAUUUUAUCAUCAAAGGAAUUUCUUAACAAUAUCAAUUCCCAACACGUAGUGACAUAUAUAAAUAUCGACUUAAAGUUUGCUUGUUUGUAAUUAGACGUUAUUUAUCUCUUUAUUGAAAUGAAAUUUUAACUUCAUCUGUUUAUGUUUACUCAUGCAAAUAUAACACUCUUAGCUUGGUCAUAUUUUUUUAAGAAUAUCUCCACAACCAAAGUAAUCACCUUCGUAAUUAAUUUACUUUACUUAGAGAUCAUUAUAUUAUCGAUCCUAU
This is a messenger RNA of Schistosoma mattheei, 2453 nucleotides long. The record is from the annotation of a GenBank genome assembly. Lineage: Eukaryota; Metazoa; Platyhelminthes; Trematoda; Strigeidida; Schistosomatidae.